UUACUCAGUUGAUUAUUGGAAUUCAUUGUCAGUUGAUCAUGUUGUAUGUAUUCAAGCUGUGUGGAAAGACCAACCAUUUGAUGCAUGUCUUCUGCAAGUAGUUCCUAAUGAUGACAGUUGUCAGCAAACUAUAAACAGUUUGAGACAUGCAGUUAAAGUUAAAAUUUUGGUGCAUUGAGGUUAAUGAAGUACAUCAAGUUCAGUUCGGCCUAAUAAACGCGCACCUUUACAGCCUUUAGACAACCUCACCAGUGGAACCGAUUCUGAUGUCUUUACACCACUGUUUGUUAAACCACUAGCUGUUAAAGUUAGUGAACCAAUACCUCCACUUUGUUCUCCACCUUUAGUCCCAAUGCAUAUAUUUACACCAACAUCUUCUAUCCAACAUGUUGAUAAAAACCAAUUACAAGUCUCAUCUUCAAUUAUUUCUAAGUCUUUUAAACCUUUGGCCUGUAAAGUGUCAGCGUCAGAUGGUCCAAAAACAAAACAAGCAAAUAGUACUCAUGCUGUGCUCCAUGAGCUCAAUGUUCUUUGCAACGAUGCAAGCAUCGAUUCUGACACAGUCUAAGCUGUGCGAUAUGGUCAAGCUGUCAUUUUGCAAAAAUUAGCUCUUAUUUCACAACGGCUGGACAGCUUGACGCAUUCAACAGUGAAAGCAAUACCAUUAUUAAAAAGCGAACAAAGAAAAGUUCCUUUGUUUUGCACUCCGGAUGAUCUAGCAAAUGCAGAUAUUGUUUUAUCUGAUAAAAUAUUUCAGUGGAUGCUCCAAGAAGGUGGCCGUGAUUCCAAUGAUCUUUGUGAGCGUUUAUUAAAUCUCCUUUUAUCAAUUGAUUUGGCAAAACAACUUAAUCGAAGUGGGAAAAAUGGUAAAUUAAAACUUCCAGUGAAGUUAGAGAAAUUCAUAAAGGACUGCGUUUUGACAAAUUUUCCAAAUGAAACUCGCAAUGUUGUAGAGUUGCGCAUCAAACGAUUUUUGCAUAAUGCAAAGGACAAGAAUGGUGGAAGGGCUGCAAGGCGAUAUUCUAAAGUUCCUAAAGAAGCUGUUGAAUGCAAUGACUUGAUUAUUGCAAAAAAUAAUAAAGAUUUUGACAAUGAACAUCCUGGUCCAAAGUGCCAAAAUGCUGCUCACGGUGAAUUGUCAGUACACAAAAAACGUCGGAAGCUCAACCAAUCCAAUUUAUUGCAUGAAUCAACUGAUUCAGAUUAAUUUAUUUAAAUAAAAUAUAUAAUUUUAUCUUAUAUUUGUGUUUUAUUUGUUUUUUUGUUGCUCUAUCCUAUUUUUCAUAGUAAUUUCAUGGUAUAUAUUUACAUAUAACCAUGGUUAUAUACUUACAUAUUAACUUACAACAAACUGAUUUCAGUGGCUGAGAUUAUUCUAAUUUAAGUUUGUGUAUAAAGAUGCACAAACUUAUUGUAAGGCCUAGAUCAGCUGCCGACAUCAAACCGUUAUCGUUUUUGUCCAUUUGUGUAAAUUGUGUAAGGUUGAGAUUAUAUGGAUAUUUUACCCAAACAAUUUUCUGGUAUUGAUUUUUUAACCAAUCAAUUUUUUUAAAUAUCCAGAUAAUUUUUUAACAGAUAUUUUAAAAUAUGAUCUGGAUGAUCUAUGAACCAUAUAUCAACAAAACCCUAUACCAUGUUUGCACUUUUAAAUUAUAAUGGCUAUCAAUAUAUAAUAGCUUAUUCAAUUAUUUUAUGUUUCAAUUAUCUAUGUUCAUUUUGUUUAUAUUUAAUUUAUUUAUUAGAUUUUAAUGAAAUCUGAAAGUUUUGUUAUAAGUGAAGAUCAAUUGCUAUACAAUUUGCUAUACAUAUGUAUAUUUGUUCUUUGUAUAGUAAAUGAUAGUGUUUCCUGACGAAGAGCUAGAAAUUAAGUUAUCUUUUAAUUAUAUGAAUUGGAUAUUAUUAGUAAUUAUAUAUUGU
Molecule: messenger RNA, 1917 nt
Organism: Hydra vulgaris (swiftwater hydra)
Lineage: Eukaryota; Metazoa; Cnidaria; Hydrozoa; Anthoathecata; Hydridae
Source: RefSeq, a predicted model, not a curated record